AUGGGUGUGGAUCUGAUGCAGCCAAGUCUAGUGUCACCUCUCAUAUUGACUGGAAAGCAAAUUUUACAAGAACUGUGUAAGAAUGUAGUUGAAUGGGAUGAUGAGGUGCCAGAUUAUGUCAAACCUAAAUGGAUAAAAUGGAAAGAUGAGCUGCACAAACUAGACCAGCUAAAGAUGCCUAGAUGUUACAAACCUGAUGACUUUGGGGAAGUAGAAAAGGUUGAGCUCCAUCACUUUUCAGAUGCCUGCCAAGAGGGAUAUGUUCCCAAACUAGAACUAGCAGCAGCAGUGGUGUCAGUUAGAAUCCAUAAACUCCUAAAGGGAGAGCUUGAGUAUAAUAAUGUUGAAAAAAUCAGUGGAAAUUUCUACAGACAGUAUAACCCAGCAGAUCAUGCAUCUAGAGGCAUGACAGCAGAUAAAUUGUGUAAUAGCAAGAUCUGGUGGAGCAGCCCAGAAUUCCUUUGGCGACAGAAUGAAAUGGAUAGCCAUCCUCAGUACAAGGUCAUAAAUGAAAAUGACCCUGAAGUGAAGAAAGUUGUAUGCCAUGCUGAUGAAGAAGGCCUGUAA
Scylla paramamosain (green mud crab) is the source of this 567-nucleotide messenger RNA. RefSeq lists its product as uncharacterized. The transcript is spliced from 5 exons. The record is from RefSeq and is a predicted model, not a curated record. Lineage: Eukaryota; Metazoa; Arthropoda; Malacostraca; Decapoda; Portunidae. Bases 1 to 567 code for a protein of 188 amino acids.